Messenger RNA from Penicillium antarcticum, 1986 nucleotides. RefSeq lists its product as uncharacterized. The record is from RefSeq and is a predicted model, not a curated record. The transcript is spliced from 3 exons. Lineage: Eukaryota; Fungi; Ascomycota; Eurotiomycetes; Eurotiales; Aspergillaceae. Bases 1 to 1986 code for a protein of 661 amino acids.
AUGGAUUCACUCCCCUUCGAGGUCAAGGGACUAAUUUGCGCCUUUGUCAAAUCCUAUUCACAAGACGAUCUCUCCUCGCUGGGUCGAAUAGAUCGCACUUGGCAUGAGGUUGCUCUUCCUCUUGUCUACGACACCUUGAAAAUCGUAUUCGACAACAGGGAACAUCUCCUAAAAGAACUCGCAAAGGUCUCCGAAGGGCCACAGUCACGAUUAUUUCAGCUUUAUACUCGAAGACUUGAUCUAGUCUGUUUGGAUGGGUUUCAGUUUCCGGCGCCUAUAAGAGCCGUGUCAGAGAGUGGAAAGCCUAACCCGCGGCUGCGCUAUACCGACUACGCACCUGUUGCAUCUCUGAACACAUUUCUUGAAGACUAUCUGGACCGAGUCUAUGACGAACAAACCCAAUACAACCGGGCAGUCUUUUGGUUCUUUGCCGAGAAAGACUGGGAGCCCUUGGUCUCACUGAUUGCCCGUCUGGAUCAUCUUACAGAACUGAACUAUGCUAUCAAGGACAUGUUUUCUCCAGCACUUUAUCAUGCUAUACGCCAGCGCCACCCAAACUGUCGAUUAAAUAUCUGGAUGCCCCAGUCAUUCAGUCGUGAAAUUGCUCGGUGCGGCAAAUUCCGCGGUAUCAACUCUGAAGCCGAGGACCCGUUCGAGCUGGACACCCUUCAGUCUCCAAAUCUUCACGCUUUAAGCGUGAGCCAUAACCUCACGAAACAUAAGUUCCAUCUAGACGCUAGAGAGCAAAGCAGUCAUUUUGCUGAAACUUUUCCGUUCCUUUUAGCCGCUCCCAAUUUGAAGCACCUGCAAUUCGAAUAUGGAGGGUCAUCCAAAGGAGAUCUGGCCAAAUUGAAGACUCAGUGGGAAAAAUCUAUGCAAAGCCUUAAGCCUAUGCCAGUGGCUUCGCUCAAAUCUCUUUCCUUUGGUGGCAUGUUUAAAGCCUACUGUCCUUGGGAGGAUGUCUUUAUGUCCAUUUCUCAUCUCGUUGACCUAUCGAGAUUAAAGUCUCUCGAUAUCAGCGUUUCCCGGGCGCCUAGUCUUCUUCGGAACGUCCGUUCAAUCAUCCCCAAUUUGCAGAGGCUUUUUAUCAACAUGCAUCUUCAGGAAAGACAUUAUGAUGAUUUGGAGGAGGAUGAUCCCGAGAUGGUGGGACUGAUACAGGAGUUUAAUCCGCUUCGAUUCCUUGCAGUUCGUGGGCUGCGAACCUAUUCGGCUCUUCACAAGAUCCUUAUAUAUCAUGGAGAUACACUCAAAGGGCUUAUGAUCCAAUCCUCCUCAGAUCGUCGCAAAUCUCCCAAUACUGAUAUCGGAUAUAAGUACCCACCGCUGAACGGCCAACAAAUCAUCGAGAUCGCAAAGAUCUGUCCAAACCUAAAGGAACUUCUCCUCCCUAUUAAACGUGUUGGAGGCAGACCGGAAGAAUGCAAUGUCUACAGAGCAUUAGGAAAAUUCACUCGGCUUCACACGCUAGUCCUGGAAACGAUAUAUGAUCCAAGAUCGAAACCCGAACAAUACACUCAAUGGCUUGAUGAUUCCCUUGUACGAGAAAUCUUCAGAAACGCCGCCACAGACGUGAACCUUGUCAAGGCUAUGUGGGGGCUCGUAUUCUCGAAUCAACCAGCGCGGCUAUUGAGAAAUCUUCGAGUGAUCCCGAUCGGCCAGGCAGAUUUUGCAAUCAACGGUGGAGACAACGGGAAAUUUGAAAACUGCCUGUUGAGACAGUUAGGCCGCUCCUUCCUCCUCAUCCGAUCACUAGGUGACACUCCCAAUGUCCAGGAGAUCGGUAAACUCGACCCGGAACGCUGGCAGAAGUUCCUUUCCAGUUUAAGUCCCCACAUGAGACCACUCCCUUUUGAAAGGGCGACGAGGUUAUUGAGAAGUGUCUGGCCUGGCAUGCGAUGGAAUGAUGAGACCUUUGUACUUUCGGGCUGGGAAAGCUUCCCUUUACAAAUUGAUCCCGAUGGAGAACCGCAGUCUGCCACAUAA